Molecule: messenger RNA, 3824 nt
Organism: Mycetomoellerius zeteki
Lineage: Eukaryota; Metazoa; Arthropoda; Insecta; Hymenoptera; Formicidae
Product: C-Maf-inducing protein
Exons: 8
Source: RefSeq, a predicted model, not a curated record
ACUUGUCUUCUUCACAGAUCCUAUCUCCUCCGGGGUGAACCGUAAUCCGCGAGUAGUCCUAUUGCCAAAUAGACGAGCGUGGGUCACGUUUCUCUCACGCCGAACGGUAUACCGCGGUGGCUUUGACAUCGCCACCGGCACACGAGGUAUUGUCGCCGAUACCGUAGGUGGGAAUCAGUACGUCGGCGCCUAUCGCGGCGUGCAGACCUCGACGAUGUGUUGCGGCGCGUUCCAACGUGCGCGCAAAAAAACGAGCGACUGAACUUGGCGUCGAGGCAAAACGUUUCUCCAAACAAACCUCGAGAUACCCGGGGGUUCGUUGAAGUGCUUGUCCCAAUUGGUCCACCCUUCUCGCAACGAUGCUGAUCCCGAAAUGCUAAAUGAUCUCUUGCGUGCUUACCCUUCGAGUCAUCGGACGAUUUAAUCUCCAGUGAAAGAAAAAACGCGCGUGCGGUGAAUUCGGCAGUGAAAUUCGAUGCUUCGUUCUGACACGCGGCAAUUAGUCCAGCUGCUAGAUAUCAGAAAAGAUACGUCCCCACGCGACGUGGACGGGGAACUCCCUCGUUGUGGACGCGCGCGACGGGGAUUAUCGGUUCAUGAGGGUGUCAGAUAGAAGCGGGCAAGUUCAGGUAGAAAAGCAGAUAGCGCGUAAACUUCUCUAUCCGAUCACAUCGGCGAUACUUUCAUCGUGCGCGUGUCUCAUGUCGAUGCAACUAGAACAAGAAGAUACCCACUACAAUAAGGACAACGCACACCUCUCUAUCACGUAGACUAUUCAUUCGAGCGGGCGUUUUUACCGUUCUUCAGUCUCUCGACUAGAACGUUGGAUAGUCUUCUGGCGAAGACUUCUAAGAGUCUGCCUACAAAUCGCACAAUGUUUUGCUUCCAAAGUCCCUUCACGCGAUCAUCGCGUGGCGUUAUGUCCACCGCAUCGCUGUCGAAGAACAAGUCCUCACUGACCAAUGCGAUUCUAUCGCCCACCGCCAGAACGUCCAAUAUGAGCGAGAGCAACCGACGCGGUUCCGAAGCGACCAGCGAGGGCUCCAACUCUUCCAUCAGGUACAUCGAUCAGGAGGCCUCGAUGUCCGGCGGUAGCAGCACGGACACAUUACCGGGUAUCCGUGCUGAUUACCUCGAUCCUGAACCCUUAUCACCUGGAGCGGACGCUCUAACUUCGCCUAGCGGCAUAAUGGUCGUUUUGAACGGCAACAAUACCAAUGACCAACAGUUUCCGAUGCCGGAUGAGAGCCAUCAGAUUACGCGUUCUCUACCGUCGCCGAAGAAGUUGAACAACAACGGCAGCAGUUGGCGUCGCAAGCUCAUGCUGCGUCUUCGUUCCAACGAUUCCUCGAACUUGAACAACGGCGAGAUACGUUCUUCUUCGACGUCUCCCUCGCCCGCGAGCGAAUCGAUGGCGGAGUCUUCGUCUUCAUCAAGGAAUCCUCGUGUAGACGAGGGGCAACAAGGUGGCACGACCGUCUCGUCGCCGUCGGUGCAGAUCGACGUGAUCGACGAGAGCCCUCAGGUGGCUGCCGCCUCUGUCAGUGAUAUACCAUCUCUGGAGAAUGGUUUCAGCGAGCCCGAGGAUGAAAAUGACGACGAAGAGGAUGAGGAGGAGGUCUCUCCGGAGACCGAGACCGAGGAGGGUUCAUCUUUGCCGUCCAGCCCAGCAGCCGCGUCCACCGUCGGCCUGACUACUUCCGCGGCGCCUUAUUACGACUUCCUGUCGGUAAACAGCGGUACCAUGCGGCAGGAAACCACCAGUACCAGCUCGCCGCAGCUAUCGUCCGGCGCGAGUUUGCGUUCCAGCGUGGAGUCACCACCUGCUGACACCUGCAGCUCCUACGGUGAGGACAGUAGCCCGGGCAUGGACUCGCUGAAGCCCGAGGGCUUGGACGCGUCUGGGUGCCUGCCAGCUGCAAGAUCUUGUCCGAAUCUGGAGCGGCAAAGCGCCGGCUGCUCAUCAGCCAGCGGCUCGUCGAGCGCGAGCCCGAGUCCGGGACCAGCCGGGCCUCGUUUCAAACCUCUCGAGGAAGGCGACAUACAGAUGUGCUAUCUGAAUCAUACCCGGACCCUAGUGAAGAAGAUCCUGUCCAGCAAAUUCCUCAGACGUUGGGAAACUCAUCAUCUCUAUCUUAAUGAUGCUUGCUUGUCCUCCAAGACGCUCACGGGUUUUCUUCAGCAACCUAUUCCGUACAGCAGCAUGUCGGAGGUCCGGAAAUACGUUGUCGCCAGGUGGGAUCCCGCAUAUAAAAACUGCCUCAGCAUCGUUUUGCCGGACGGUUCGCUUCUUCUGCAAGCUAACAACGCUUACACGAGAGACCAGUGGUACCAUUCGAUAUUAUGGAAGAAAAGUAUCUUCAAGUAUCAACAUUUCGUCUCGAUGAACUCUCGGGAAGAGGUAAUAUUGCGCGAAUUGCGCACCAUGGUGGACUUUGCCCUGUGGACACCGCUCCAGGAUGAGAGAGUGGCAGGCGCCCCGCUGGAGGCAGUUGCUAAAUUGUUGGACGAACCCAGCAUGGAGCCUGACUUGGACGGGAAAACAGAGGAGGUUGUUCGUGAUCGUAGGAGCUGGGCGGAGGCCGUUCUCGCAGUGGUGGCUCCGCUUUUGGAAAAAGCGGCACCGCCGGCGGCGCUCGCGAGGGCACUCGCCAAACUGGCGCAACAGCAUCCGCGAUCGCAACUGGUCCCGAUGCUCAGUCCGGCGAUCACGAGAUGCCUGAAGCACACCGUUGACUUUGGCAAGUCGCCGGACAUGAGAAAGCUGUUACAGGUGUUCGUCGCCGCUUUGUACGAGAACAAUGACGGUGAGCAAGCGAUCAGGGAUUACAUCUCGUCGAUUCAUGGACCGGGUAGCGAUUGUCCACACCCGAGAGUGCUUCCCAAUCUCAUGUCCAUCUGUGUUGCGGCUAUAUUUCACAGGUUCGAAGUGUCGAGUCGCGCGUCAUCGAAUGAGGACAAACCACCGUCGUUGCCGCCAUUGCAGUGUUAUUUGCUCGUCUUGAAUAUCGCGUCGGAAUACGCUGACUGGCGUUCGGGUCUUGGAGCACUGCUGCAACCUGUCCCAUUCCCAGAAGAGGCUUUGGCCGUGAGAGAAGUUCAGGAGUCCGUACUGAUGUGCGUGAUGCAACGACUGGCGAAAGACCCGAGAUGCACGGUGCAUCGCGUCUUGCUUCCCGUCAGGGAACCACGUCCAGGGUGGAUCCACAUCGCCGCACCGUCCAGCCCGGCUUGUCCAGAUCGUGGGGAACUAUUUGGCGAUAUGCUCACGACUUUGCUGGCGUGCUGCUGUCGGCGGAAGAGAUUCAUCGCAUCCCUGUUAAAGCAAGCGGGUGAUGAUUGCAUUCUGCUGGCGGUGCGGGGUUGCGACGCUGCGCAGGAAGCGCUCUGCUUGAUGCUCGAGUGGCGCUUACUGCCGAACGAGGAGGCGAGACUUCAAAUAGUUAACACGCUUGAGUCCACGGAAUCCGGAAAGGAGCGCUACGCCGCUCUCUGCCAGAGGCAGAAAAAUCUCCAGGAGUUGCAACAAAAGGGUGGACCCCGGAAAUUAACUCUCCCAGUUCGAGCGACCGAUGCCGACGUUGCCCUUCUGUUAGGCGGUCGUGCUCUCGGUAAUCUCGAAUGCCUCAGCCUGGCCUUCACCUCUGUGACGUCCGCGUGUGCGGAACAAUUGAUAAAGUUACCGGCGCUGAGAUAUUUGAACCUGUGGGCUACGCAGUUCGGCGACGCCGGCCUACAGAUGAUUAGCGAGCAUCUGCAGAAGCUGCAGGUGCUGAACCUCUGCGAGACGCCAGUGUCCGAUAAAGGCAUCUCCACGUUGGCCU